This is a messenger RNA of Paramecium octaurelia, 114 nucleotides long. Lineage: Eukaryota; Ciliophora; Oligohymenophorea; Peniculida; Parameciidae. The record is from the annotation of a GenBank genome assembly.
AUGUGGAAAUCUGCAACAUUUAAAGACUUAAUUAAGCCUGGAAAGUCUUUGACGUUCAUGAUAUCAUGCCUCUAAAAUUUCCUUGGAUACUUAUGUUAGCCAAAUAAUAAUUGA